ACACCAGUCGUCGGUUGUGUGUGUGUGUAGCAGUUGCCAUGCGGUGCUUCAUACUACACACUUCACUCCUCAUGCACGGUUCAUGGCACUGCGGAGUACAAUGUUGUUUGUGUGUGUUCGAGGAAAGAUUGAGAACUAAGGAAAGACAAGACGGAUAGACAGAUACAGCAGAGGAAUAGAGAAGACGUAGGACUUUCCAGUGACAUCCCCCGACCGCCGGCCCGUUAUGUAAUUGUUUCAGUUUGAGAAAAGAGGAGGACCUCACUUCAACUCUAAAACUAAAACGAUUAUUGGAGGAAGGGGAAAAGACAGAACAGACGUACAUAAUACUAUAAUAAUUUUAUGGUUAUUAAAAGAUGUAGGACCUGCCAGUGGCACCCUCCAGCCGCCCGCCUGCUAUAAUGUCGUUGUUUUGAGUCUGGGUGAGGAAAGAUCCAAGCAACUCAUCUCGACACACAAUAACGGUUUUUGAAGUCGGGAGAAAAAAAGGCAAGACGUACACACAGAUACACAACAGAGAAGUAGAUCGAGUAAGAAAGUAGAGCCUAUAAGUUAUAAGCGCCUCCCUCCAACCGCCCGCGGAGUUGUAGCAUUAUAUCUUUGGUUGUAGUUUGCCUGUGACCAGACAUGGCAGAGAGUGGACACAGUGGACACAGUGGACAGGAGAGUGGACCGGUCAGUGCAACCUCGUGGACCGGUCACUGGGACUCGCCGUUCGUUGAGGAUGAUGACGGUGAUGAUGAAAGCGACAACGGUGAUGACAAAGGAAAGGAGGAGCUGGAAGAAAGGGAAUUGUAGGGGUUUGAGAAGGAAGAGGAGAAAAAGGAAUGAACAGUGAGUCUUGAUCUGUUCUCCAUGGUUCAUGUACGAAAAAGUACAUUUUUAUAAUAUUUUUGUGUAAAUCACAGCAUGGUCUUGUCUAUCGUGAACUGUUAAAAAACGGGUUAGUUUCUCAGGUUCUAA
Aplysia californica (California sea hare) is the source of this 963-nucleotide messenger RNA. RefSeq lists its product as uncharacterized. NCBI's taxonomy places the organism in Eukaryota, Metazoa, Mollusca, Gastropoda, Aplysiida, Aplysiidae. The record is from RefSeq and is a predicted model, not a curated record.